AUGCUAGCAACUUUCUUCAGACUACCUGCUGAACUCCGCACCGAGAUCUAUAUGUAUCUCCUAGUGCGCAGCGAGCCUGUUGAUCCCUGGCAAAAGCAUCACGGACUAGUACCCAGUCUCCUCUCUACAAACACGAAAAUCCUACAUGAGGCUAGACCACUAUUAUAUGGCCAUAACUGCUUCAACCUCAGCGGGUGGCAGUCUGAACUCAUUCCCCAAUUCCUUGACACCAUUGGCUCCAUCAACGCAUCUCAUCUUCGGUGUAUCUGCAUUCACUUUCCUGGACUUCACAUUUUCCGAGACAAGGUCAGCCUGGAUGAAUACAGUCUUUACAUCCUAGAAAAGAUCCAGUACCACUGCACCAACCUGAAGAAGAUCAUCGCGGCCCCGGGAAGCACAAAUAUUAUGGAACAUCGGCUCGUAUCACUCGACAACCCCAAGAUCUGUGCCGAGGCCCUUGGGGUGGUUGAUGCUCGUCUUAGAGAAAUUUUGCCUCUCGAAGAAAUCGCCGUCAAGGUCUGCGAGGAGGCUCCAGGCUUAGAUACCAGAAGGGUUAUGAUGAGUCUUGGAUGGACACUCAAUGUGGUCGUGGAACUAUGGGAAGAAUGGUAUUGGGACGGGUUCGAAAUGGAGUGGGAUGGUUGA
Molecule: messenger RNA, 645 nt
Organism: Penicillium concentricum
Lineage: Eukaryota; Fungi; Ascomycota; Eurotiomycetes; Eurotiales; Aspergillaceae
Exons: 1
Coding region: 1-645 (214 amino acids)
Source: RefSeq, a predicted model, not a curated record